Messenger RNA from Plasmodium gallinaceum, 2307 nucleotides. RefSeq names its product N-ethylmaleimide-sensitive fusion protein, putative (gene NSF). The transcript has a single exon. Bases 1 to 2307 code for a protein of 768 amino acids. NCBI's taxonomy places the organism in Eukaryota, Apicomplexa, Aconoidasida, Haemosporida, Plasmodiidae. Gene Ontology annotation, molecular function: ATP binding; ATP hydrolysis activity. The record is from RefSeq and is a predicted model, not a curated record. Gene Ontology annotation, cellular component: Golgi stack. Gene Ontology annotation, biological process: Golgi to plasma membrane protein transport; SNARE complex disassembly; intra-Golgi vesicle-mediated transport.
AUGAUAACAACAAAUUUACACUGUUGUAAAUUACAAUCUCAAGAAUUGGCAUUAACGAAUUAUGGUUUUAUAAAUAACGUUUUAUAUAAUAAUUUAAAAAAAAAUAUAAAAAGUAGUGAAGUAUAUGGAGAAUUUUCAAAUUUAGUUUUAAUAUUAAAAGGAGAUCCAAACAUAAGUAAAGAUGAAAUAGCUUUAAAUACUUGUCAAAGGGAAUUUUCAAGAAUUCAAUUAAAAGAAGAAGUACAAAUAAAUAUACUUGAUAAGGAAAAUAAAAGAGAUAUUAUUUAUUUUAUUCCAUUAGAUAGUGUUGAUUUAGAAGUGAGUUUAUUUAUUAAACCUGAUAGAUUGAUUGAAAUGCAAGAUGAAAAAUUAGAAGAAGUUUUUAAAAAGUAUUUUUUGAAUCAUAUAUUAACAAAAGGACAAAUAUUAGCAUUAAAGUAUAAUGACAUAUUAUUAAAAUGUGUUGUAAAAGAUUUAAAAAUAGCUGAGUUUGAUGAAGUCAAAAAAUUAAAAGGAAAUAUUCCUACAAUUAAUUCGUAUUCUAAAAUGAAUAAUGAAUAUAAUGUAAAAAAUAGAAAUUUACAAAAAGGAAUUUUGUUUGAAAACACAGAAUGUAUAUUUACAAGUAUGAAUGAUGGAAAACUCUUUAUAGAAUCAAAAAAAGUGUUAAAAAAAAAUAUUAUAAAAAAUAAUUUUAAUUUUGAAGAAUUAGGAAUAGGAGCAUUAGAUGAAGAAUUUAAAAUCAUUUUUAGAAGAACAUUUGCCAGUAGAAUUUACCCAAAUUAUAUAAUAAAACAACUUGGUAUAAAACACGUUAAAGGAAUAAUAUUAUAUGGACCACCUGGUACAGGUAAAACAUUAAUAGCUAGACAAAUAGGUAAAACAUUAAAUGCACGAGAACCAAAAAUUAUUAACGGUCCAGAAAUAUUAAAUAAAUAUGUAGGUCAAUCAGAAGAAAAUAUUCGAAAUUUAUUUAAAGAUGCAGAAUUAGAAUAUAAGCAAAGUGGAGAAAAUUCUUUAUUACAUAUAAUCAUAUUAGAUGAAAUAGAUGCAAUAUGCAGGCAAAGGGGAAAUGUAAGUUCUAGUAGUACAGGUGUAAAUGAUAGUGUAGUUAAUCAAUUGUUAUCUAAGAUUGAUGGAGUUAAUAGCUUAAAUAACAUAUUGCUAAUUGGAAUGACAAACAGAAUUGAUUUAAUCGAUGAAGCUUUAUUAAGGCCAGGCAGAUUUGAAUUACAUAUAGAAAUAUCAUUACCUGAUAAGGAAGGAAGAAUUCAAAUAUUAAAUAUACAUACAAAAAGUAUGAGGAAAAGUAAUAAAUUAAGUCCAGAUGUAAAUAUAAUAGAAUUAGCUGAAAAAACCCCUAAUUUUUCAGGAGCGGAAAUUGAAGGAUUAGUAAGAAAUACCGUUUCGUAUGCUUUUGAAAGACAUAUUAAUUUUAAUGAUUUAACAAAACCUAUAAAUGCUGAUGAUAUAAUGAUAACAAAAAAUGAUUUUUUAAAAGCAUUAAAAGAAACAAAACCAGCAUUUGGCGCACAGGAAGAUAUAAUUGAAAGUUUAUUAUCAAACGGUAUAAUCAGCUACGGAAAAGAAUAUGAAAAUAUUGAAAACACUUGUAAAUUAUUAAUUAAGCAGAUAGUAGAAAAUAUGAAUACAAAUUUAAUGAGUAUUUUAUUAUAUGGAGAGAACGGAACAGGGAAAACAACUAUUGCUGCUCAUUUAGCCAAGUGUGCUCAUUUUCAUUUCACUAAAUUUAUAACUCCCGAAAAUUUAAUUGGGUAUUCUGAAAUUGGUAAAAUAAAUUAUAUAAAUAAAAUUUUUGAAGAUGCUUAUAAGACUCCACUUUCUUUAGUUAUCCUAGAUAACAUUGAAAGAUUAAUGGAUUAUACUAGAAUUGGUCCACGAUUUAGUAAUACUAUUUUACAAGCUAUUAUGAUUUUAAUAAAAAAAAAACCUAAAAAAAAAAAUCAGAAAAUUUUAAUUAUUUGUACUACAUCGGAAUAUCAAUUUAUGAAGGAUGUUGGUUUAACUAAAAACUUUUUUGUAAACAUAGAAGUUCCUUUGUUAAAUUCUAAAAGCUCAAUUAAACAUGUUCUACAAAAUAGAAAUGUAAAUUAUCAUGAUUUUCCAUUAGAAGAAAUAGAAAAAGUUCUUACAUCUAAUGUAAUUAAAAAUAUAGCAAUAAAAAAUCUUCUCAUGAUUAUUGAUAUGGCAUCUGAAGCAUCUAAUGGUAAAAAUAUUACUUGUGACAUUUUUUUAAAAAGUUAUAAGGAUUGUGGUAUUUGUUUUGAUGAAGAAUCAUAUUAUUGA